GCUCAGACGUGACGCCAGCUGAGUCAGCCAAGCACUUCUCAUCAUCAUCAUCAUCAUCAUCGCUCUUUGUUUGUUUGUUUAUUUAUUUAUUUAUUUAUUUAUGUGUCUGCUCAUUCAUUAUUUUUUUCCAAGUCCGGCAGAGCUUGUGCAUCUCCUAGUCAAACCAAGUUUGUUUGUUGAUUUAUUGACUGAAGUAUUUUCCUGUUUUAAAUACAUGAACAAAGGAGGAGGAGGAGAAGGUUGCCUCACAUCUGGAUCGUUCUGUACUCGAGACACACACACACACACACACACAGAGAGAGAGAGAGAGAGAGAGAGAGACAGAGACGGAGACAGACGUGAGGAUGUGUCCCUCCGCGGCGCACAAACGAUGAACACAGCGCGGGACUUCUUCAUUGAGCGGAGUGAGGGCGUCAUCAUCUCUCCCGCAGGCUCAUGCGGCUCUUACCGACUGGAACUGAGUGGCUCCAUUAUUUAAAAGAAAUUAUUUAUUUCUUGUCAUCGUUACACUCUGCUUUGCAUAAACCCAGAUGCCUCCCCUCCCUCUUGACGAGCGCAUAGUGGUCAUUCAGCGCCCCAAAAACUUAACCCUGUGUGAGAGUUCCCCACAAACCAUCCAGCAUCAUUCCUCUCAAAUAUCAGCUUCUGUCAAUGGACAAGUCAACCACCCUCCUCAUCUCCACUCUUCACAGUCCCAUUUCUCUUCACCCUCCUGUAAGUCACUGACUCUGGAAUGCAAGCGCAGAUCUUUGCGUGUGCAGAAAUCCAAAGGCGACCAGCCUGUCAUCCCAGCGGGUGCGAGACACAACCCCAGUCACUGCCAUAGCAAUGGAACAGUAACGCUUGACCCACGGCUGCCCUCCCACACGCAUACAAUUGAUAUCAGGGUGAGUGUGGACAAAAGAGGACGCGAGGGAGGAGCCAGUAACUCAUUAGGGCGCAGCGGGAGUGUAAAAGGUGGCAGAGGGAAAUGCACCUUCACACAGUUGGAUCAAGGACAAUGCAAGCAAAAGACUGGAACCACAGAGAGACCAGGUGGCGCUGAAUACAAGUCACAGCGAAGUCGUCAGCUGUCGACUUUCCCCGGAGGGGUCCUACAAUUCGUACCCGCUCAGGCUCAGCAGCAUCAGCUCAGGAGUGAAAAGGAGAAGGAAAACACAAAGUUUCAUACCAGAAGUGACCAAGAAUUUCCCUCUCUAGGUCACAAGAAGAAUUCCAAACUGGGAACUGUUCAUCAAAGCCAUAAUAGUAACAGCCUGCCCUACCACCGCAACUCUGUCCCUGUGCCCCAUGCUGCCAUCUUAAAUUCAAACUACCCCACAUCCCCUCCCUCCCAGUCUACCCAUGCCCCAAUUUCCUUUCAGCAACUCAGCCAGCCACAGCCAUCCCGCCCCAGGGAUCACCGCCCCCACAUUCUUCGUGGUCUUCCACUCUCCCCCUGCUCUUCCCAUGCCGGAGGCUUCCCCAGCCCUGACCACACCUGUACCAUUGACUGCACCCAUCCAUUCAGUUGUGGCUGCUGGAGGUUGGUAAGAUGCAGAGGGUGUAAGGCAAACUCUGCCAGCUGCCAGGGAGGUGGAGGAAGCUCUUCCACCUCAUUUUCUGGUGUUCAUAAUGUUGGAGGAUUGAAGAAAGGAGGCAAGGAAAUGGGCCUGAGAAAUCUAGGUGGGUGUCUCUCCACUGCCUCGACCUCCAACACCUCCUCUUCUAAUAGCACUGUGUCUGACUGCCGAGCAAAUCUAUUCAAACCUGUCCGCUGCACCUCCUGCUCCAGUGAGGCCAGAAACUUUGAGAGUCCUGCCGUCCUUCGCAAAAAACUGGUUGGGGGAUGUCUGCCCUGUACCCCUUUGUCCUCUUCAGCUCCUCUCCGGGCAAUUCAGAGCUGUGUCACAGGAUGCAACCCCAAAUCCUCUCAGACUGGUAGUUCCACCUGCAGUUACUGCAGCAGUGACCCCAUAGUUGUCACAUAUAACCCUCGUCGAGGAAAACCUCCAGGAAGAGGCUUUGGAGCGGCUCAGUCAAUGGGUAUGUUCCAAGCCGACGAUGAUGACUACAGUGUGCGUACGAUCUGGCCUGAAGAACUAGCCAAGAAGAUGACCCAUUCUAAAGCCCUAAGGAAUCACUGUGCUGGGGUGGGAACUGGGGUAGGAAGGCCCAAUCCAAGCCAGGCCCAAAAUGUCAGUAACGGAACAGGCCUUGUCCUCUUGGACUGUCAAAACCUCCAAUAUGCACAGGCUCAGCUCACAGAUCAUGCUGGCCGGCGGCGGUUGCAGCAAGGAAGAAUGGCUGCCCUUGAUUUUAUGGGUAGUAGGUCAGGACCUAGGUAUGAUGAAGGCCAGAACUCACUGAAGAGACUUUUGAAUAAAGGAGAAGAUGGAGGAAUGGAUGAUGAUUCAGAGCAAGAUGAAGAUGCAGCAUAUCCUCCUCGGUCCCCUUCUCCCCACUCUGCAUCCCCGCCAUCACCUGUGUCCUUUUCACCUCCACCAUCUGCCCCCAGCACACUCAUCAAACCAAAACCUUGGCAAAGAGACAGGGAGGGAGGACACUCUUUGCCCACAGCUCAGUCUCUGCACCUUGCCCUGAACUCCCUGAACCGAGAGCAAGAAGAGGAGAAGAGCAGAAUGCACCUUUCUUUGCCACUUUCCUCGUCCUUGCCUGCAUCUCUAUCUGAUGAGAGUGUGAUGACUCCUGACGCAGAGAACGCUGUGAUCAGCCCCAUCCUGCCAUUCCUGUUUCUGGGGAAUGAAAGAGAUGCUCAAGACCUGGACCUGCUGCUGCGCCUCAACAUUGGCUACGUGGUCAACGUGACCACACACCUUCCCCUCUACCAUGUCAACUCUGGACUGCGCUACAAAAGGCUGCCGGCCACCGACAACAGCAAGCAAAACCUUCGACAGUACUUUGAGGAGGUUUUUGAAUUCAUUGAGGAGGCAUAUCAGAGUGGACAGGGAGUGUUGGUACACUGCCAAGCCGGUGUGUCCCGUUCUGCAACCGUCGUUAUCGCCUACCUUAUGAAGCACACCCUCAUGACAAUGACAGAUGCCUACAAAUAUGUGCGGAGCCGUCGCCCCGUGGUUUCUCCAAAUCUAAACUUUAUGGGCCAGCUUUUGGAGUUUGAGAGGGACCUCAACUCUGGGGUGACUCCUCGUAUCCUGAUGCCUAAACUUAACGGUGUAGAGACACAGGUGAUGAAAGGAGACACCCCAGUGAACAGCACAAUGAGCGUCGGCCAAGCCAGGAAAUUGGUGGAGCAACUGAAGAUAGAGGCGAGUUUCUGCAGGAUAAAGGUAUCAAAGGCAGCAGCUGACCUGAUGGCGUACUGCGACGCACACUCCUGUGACGAUCCCCUGAUCACCCCUGUGCCCACCUCAGAGAACCCCUUCAGGGAGAAGAAGUUCUUCUGCGCUCUGCUUUGAGACUCAUCAGGGAUUGUUGCGGUUUAAAAGUACAGCUGUACAGUAUGUACAUGAAUGUACAGUGUGUACACGUACUUCCAUUUGAAAUAAGACAUCGAUGUACUAUAGUAACCUUGCAUAAAAGCUGCCGAUGUACAGUCCAUGAACAUGUACAAAAAUGGGUUGAACUGAAUUAUUUAUCUGAUAAAAUUAGAGGUGAAGGUCUGCAUUAGAACUUGACAUUUAUUCAAUAAAAAAAGUAAUAUCUAGACCCAAAACUACUAUAGAAUUAGAAAAAAAAAGUCACCUGGUUGAAAACAUGUACAUCUCUCAUGCUCAUACACAUCACAGGUAACUGCCAAAAACAACAGAGCAUCAAAUGUCUUUUUAACAGCCUCCACCAGUCAUAUGUUCUCAUGUUUGGAUUCUGCAGCAUUUGAAACUUUUUGCCUUGACGUUCAAUUUCCCACAUUAGGUCUAUGAUGGGUGACGGUGGUGCUACACGUCUCAGAUGCUGCUCUGAUAAAUUCUCGUCCAUAAAAUCCGUCCGUACAAGACCGUUUUAUUUUGGUGAAUAAAAGCACACAGAGGUAAAAACACACCUUUUUCAUCAGGAUGGAUAUGCUUAAGUAAAAGUCUAAAUACCAAAUGCCCCCCCCCCCCCAUCAGCAUUUAGAUUAGCUUCCAUAGUUACAACCCAUCUGUAAAAAGAUUGCUUGGCAGUUACUUGUAUCCAAGACUAUUUAUGAGUGGAUUAUAAAGACAUAAACAAUUCUUUUCAAGGUCUUACUAAGAUUUUAGCAGGUUUGCUCAUUUCUAUACUGUUGCUACAGUGUGAAUGUGAACGUGUAUGUGUGUGUGUACGCAUAGGUGCUACUGUGAAAAUGAAGCAACAAUUCUGUGCAUCAGAUCAGUCAUUACGUUUUUAUAGUUUAACAGCAAACCGACCCAAAUUAUAAAAAAAAAGGGCAACAAUUGAGGCCAUUAAAGCAGAAUCAGUUACCACGUUUGUCACAUCACAAAUGUCAACAAUUUUCUAAAGAAUGACAGUGCCAGGUGUACAUCAUGCAAACUGAUCAUGACUGAGCAGAGUGGGCUUGACUGGUUUGUAAAAAAAUAAAAGAACUGACUGAUGGUCUUUCCCUCUCCCUGUGAAAUGAGGGCAGAUGAGACCAAGUUGGCAGUUUGCAUUUCAGCUAAAAGGUUUUACUUUCUCCAUCCACAGGUGAACCAUGUAAAACCAAGCAUUCAAAUAAAACCUCCUGUCAGAAUUUCUUCCUCUAGUUUGUGAAAUUAUUUGAUAUAAACAAAACCUUAAAUGAAGUACAUUCUAUCGUACAAGUACAGCAAAUAAAGGCUUAAAAUAAUAAAGUACUCAAAUCUUUA
Solea solea (common sole) is the source of this 4781-nucleotide messenger RNA. RefSeq lists its product as uncharacterized. Gene Ontology annotation, molecular function: protein tyrosine/threonine phosphatase activity; G-protein beta-subunit binding; MAP kinase tyrosine/serine/threonine phosphatase activity. The record is from RefSeq and is a predicted model, not a curated record. NCBI's taxonomy places the organism in Eukaryota, Metazoa, Chordata, Actinopteri, Pleuronectiformes, Soleidae. The transcript has 7 exons. Gene Ontology annotation, biological process: protein dephosphorylation; negative regulation of JUN kinase activity; G protein-coupled receptor signaling pathway. Bases 531 to 3416 code for a protein of 961 amino acids. Gene Ontology annotation, cellular component: cytosol; cytoplasm; heterotrimeric G-protein complex.